This is a messenger RNA of Perca fluviatilis (European perch), 4971 nucleotides long. Its product is annotated as natural resistance-associated macrophage protein 2-like. Lineage: Eukaryota; Metazoa; Chordata; Actinopteri; Perciformes; Percidae. Gene Ontology annotation, molecular function: manganese ion transmembrane transporter activity; cadmium ion transmembrane transporter activity; iron ion transmembrane transporter activity. The record is from RefSeq and is a predicted model, not a curated record. Gene Ontology annotation, cellular component: plasma membrane. Gene Ontology annotation, biological process: metal ion transport.
GUGCACAUGCGCAUUGAGUCUUAAACUUACAGUUGAUAUGGAAAGAUGAUACGACUUUGGAAGAAUUUAGCUUGAUAACGUGCUACUUAGCUAGCUACCUUUUAAAUUUACACAUAUUGGGUCAGUUUAAAAGCAGCUUUAAUCGUCAAAACACAACCUGUAAUUUAACCCUCCCAUAAAGUGUACCCAGGGAGGCUGAUAUUCAUCCCUCAAGUUCCCAGGGAUCCCUCAGCCUGCCCUGAUGAAGGCCGAGCAAGACGGAGACCUUCUCGAAGACUCCUCUCAGGAGGAUGGAGUCCAGACUAACCAGUACAGCUCCAUCUCUCCUCCGGCCUCCCCAGUGGCCCAGGAUGAACCCUUCUCCACAUAUUUUGAAGACAAGGUGGCCAUUCCCGAGAAUGUCAGCCAGGUGUUCAGUUUCCGUAAGCUCUGGGCCUUCACCGGACCAGGGUUUCUGAUGAGCAUUGCUUACUUGGAUCCAGGGAACAUUGAGUCUGACCUGCAGUCUGGAGCUAAAGCUGGCUUUAAGCUCCUAUGGGUGCUCCUUGGAGCCACUGUCAUUGGGCUGCUGUUGCAGAGGUUAGCUGCACGCCUCGGGGUCGUCACUGGGAUGCACCUGGCUGAAGUCUGCAACCGCCAAUAUCCCACGGUUCCUCGGAUCAUCCUGUGGCUGAUGGUGGAGCUGGCAAUUAUUGGCUCAGACAUGCAGGAGGUCAUUGGCUGUGCCAUAGCGUUCAACCUUCUCUCUGUGGGCAGGAUUCCACUGUGGGCAGGAGUCCUCAUCACCAUCACAGACACAUUUGUGUUCCUCUUUCUAGACAAAUACGGCCUGAGGAAACUUGAAGCUUUCUUUGGCUUCCUCAUCACCGUAAUGGCUCUGAGCUUUGGUUACGAGUAUGUGCUGGUAAGUCCAGACCAAGGAGAGCUGCUGAAGGGGAUGUUCUUGCGUCGGUGCCGCGGCUGUGGGCCUCCGCAGUUGGAGCAGGCGGUGGGAAUCGUAGGCGCCGUCAUCAUGCCCCACAACAUCUACCUGCACUCAGCGCUGGUCAAGUCUCGGGACAGGCGCAAAAAUAAGAAAGAAGUAAAGGAAGCCAACAAGUACUACUUCAUCGAGUCAACUGUCGCUCUCUUCGUCUCCUUCCUCAUCAACGUCUUUGUCGUAGCAGUCUUUGCUCAGGCCUUCUACGGGAAAACCAAUAUUGAAAUGAAUCAGGAGUGCAAUGCAACCGGCAGCCCUCACUCAGAUCUCUUCCCUCUCAACAACGGCACACUGGAGGUGGACAUCUACAAAGGGGGAGUGGUCCUGGGCUGUGUCUUUGGGCCUGCAGCCCUCUACAUCUGGGCAAUAGGGAUCCUGGCAGCUGGACAGAGUUCCACCAUGACAGGCACUUACUCUGGGCAGUUUGUCAUGGAGGGUUUCCUGAACCUACGAUGGUCCCGUUUUGCUCGGGUGUUGCUGACCCGCUCCGUCGCCAUCAUACCUACACUGCUGGUAGCCAUUUUUCAGGAUGUUCAGCAUCUGACCGGGAUGAACGACUUCCUCAACGUGCUUCAAAGCAUGCAGCUACCAUUUGCAUUGAUCCCAAUUCUGACCUUUACCAGUCUGACAUCCAUCAUGAACGACUUUGCAAACGGAAUGGUGUGGAAGAUUUCCGGAGGCAUCGUCAUCCUGUUGGUUUGUGCAAUCAACAUGUACUUUGUGGUGGUUUACGUGACGGCGCUGAACAGUGUGCUGCUCUAUGUUUUCGCUGCUCUGCUCUCCAUAGCCUAUCUGUGCUUUGUAGGCUACCUGGCAUGGCACUGUUUGGUUGCCUUGGGAGUUUCCUGCCUGGACUUUGGCAGCAGGAUGCAACGGUCACCGCACACAGGCAUUUUCUUAAUGAGUGACAUGGAUACUGAUAAUCUGAUUGAGAGAUAGGAGGACUCAUUGGGGGGAUGUUGAACUGAUGACCCGACAGAAGUGUGGGACCACUGAAGCUCGGCCAGUAUGUUUGUCUUCACCUCUCUGUGCCUAACCGGUUUCUGAAGUGUCCUUACAGUUCACAUUGUGUGAUACACCAGCCAAUGUCUAAUCCAAUGAUGGAUGUUUUCCAUCGCAAAGGUCUCAGCAACCUCAGCUAAAUAAUGUUUAUGCAAAUAAUGGUUAAAUAUGUCUAAAGGAUUUAGGUUCCUGUGACAGUAAACUACAUCAGUUUUUUGACAAAACAAGUAUGUUAAGGUCCAAUAUAUCACGUUUGCCAACCAGACGCUACCGUGAUGAGAUUAUUGCUUUCCAUUUAGAAAUCGCACAAUAAUUAACUCACUAUUCCACAUCACUGAGAUGCCAGUCUUGAGUUCAGAGACAUGCUGCACUAAAGAUGCUAUGGGCCUCCAUUAUGGCCACCAGGCCACACAAUUAAUCUAGUUUCUUUUUUAUUUUAUUUUUUAUUUCUUUAUUUUCCACUUCUUUUGGUUCAGUUUAGCUGACAUGACAUAAAAAAAUCAGAUUUUGCCAUUGUCACACAUCCCCACAGAGUGAGAACAGGAUUAAUAUCUGAUGUAAAUGUUGUAUGAUUUAUUCAUAAAAAGGAAAAUUCAAACACCAACGCUGCGGCAUGAUGUUAACAAUUCUUUUAUGUGUUUGGUGGGGACUGAACAGCUUCCCUUUAUUCUAGUUUAUAUUCCAAUAAAAUCUCUAGUGAUUUAAAGCAUUUGUCUAUAUGUAAAUAUGUGACUAAAUGUUUUUAAAUAAUAUAUUAAAUAUGACUAUACCACUUGAGAAAUAUACAAUAUAUUUGUGUAAUUAGUCACAAUUUUUCUGGUGUUUUAUACUAUAUAAAAGAGAGUGACAGUUUUAUGUCAUUCUAUGGCCAGUUAUACAUCUAUUUUAGAUUCUAGGAAUUUCUGUUCUUGAAGAUAAGGUCUGUACUGUACAUAUUUUUUUGUAUUUUCCAAGUCUUUCAGGACCAGAACAAUUGCUAAUUGUAAAUUAUUGCCACCAUGUGUAGGAUUUUCACAUUCUAUUUCAGUGGUCCUUGGUGGUAUAGUAUCUAAAAAAAAGACACUGGCAGCAGACACUCACUUUAAGCUACAUAAUACAUGUGUUCAGCACAUGUAUACAUUCCCAAUAAUUAAUUUAUGAAUUUUAGUUCAUACAUUUGCAGUAGACGUUUCGUAUAAUUGAUCAGUGAAUGCAGGACUUGGUGUUUGAUCCACUGAGUGUUUCACAGCCUGUUACAGGCAUCUUAUUCAAUCAAUGCUCACACAUUACAACAUAAUCAUGUUGUAUCUUCUAUUAUUUCUAUUCUCAUUUAAGUUUAGGUAGUUUGUUUUUAGAUUUGUUUAUUUAUCUGUAGUUAAUAUAUUUUUUUUAUAGAUGCUACUUUGGCUUGUAUGGAGUUUUAGUUCAUGUUUAGUUUGGUUUAAAAUGUUUUUAUUUUGUUACAUCAGCAGCUAGCCUUUAUUAAGCCAAAUUUGCGCCAAACGGGGUAUGAUGUGUGCAAAAAAGCAUUAGUUUACAGAAAAAUAUGGCAUUUAAUUUCUGAAAUGAAUAUGGAAGAAAAAGUUGAGUGAGGUAAACGGUAAAUCUAUAAGAAGUAAUGUGGUGUAUAACGAGUAGCAGCACGGCACGUGUUCAUUGUAUCUCAGUGCUCCUCGUGUCCUGGCACAAGAUAGUUUUAGUUACUCCACUCCGGUUUACCAGGAGAUUCAUGGGAGUUUGUAAUUGUACAACACAUGAACAAGUUUGACUGUUUCAAAAUGUGGGAGACCAGUGUUAGCUUAGCAACAGAGUGCUUAUACGUAUGAAAAAAUGCCUCUAAUUGGGAGAGUUGGACACUUGCGUGUCUUCUUGUGCACUUCACUAACUUAGCACCUUUUGAAAAACAUAUAUAUAUAUUUUUUUUUAACAUAAAAUAAAACAAGAAAAAGAGUACAGAGAAGAAACUAGAGAAGGAGACAGAAAAUUAUAUGAAAUAAUAAUGCCAAACAACAAUGGAAUCUGUCAUAAAAAUCAAAAACAUUUCAGAGGUAUGAUUGUGCACUGCUGGUGCUUUCCUUGACCAAAUACUGAACUGCACUUGUAUAUUAGAAUUGCUGUGCAGACAACCAGAGUGCUUCGUGUAUUCACCACUGUGCCUCAUUUCUAGGAUCUCUAGCACACUAUUCAGUCAAUAGGAUUACAAGCCAAUACAAGAAUCUCACAAUGUUGUAGGUGGAACAACACAACUGUAGUACAGUGAGCAAAACAAUUAGAACACUGUAAGAAUUUGUGUUUUAGGGUUGGGUAUUACAUUUUUUGAAAGUCUAAUAUAUUUUCAAAUUUGUUUUCUUUUAGCCAAUGUGUUCUGCAUUUGCCAUUAUACUUUCUGAAAGACUAAUAUUUUUCUUAGGAAAGAUAUAUGUAUAUUUUUCCCCACUGCGAGUUGCAUAAAAUGAUUAUGUGACUAAUUCCAAGUUUGAAAUGACAUAUCAUGCCAAAUAAAAACCAAAUAUUUGUGCAAAAGACCUUUUUUAGUAAUUUCACUCCAGCAAAAAACACUUGUUUUGACAGUUGACAUUGUAAGCUGUAUAAUAAAAUAGUUUUACAUUAUGGAGGACCAUUGAUGGCAACACAGCAUUAGGUUAAUACUUGAAAGUUAUUAAUUUAGUUAGUAACUAAGUUAGUUCAAUCAACAUAUCUCCGUGCCGGAGAAGUGCAUUUGGUCGGAGUAUGUUAGUCACGCGUGACGCGUACAUGGCCUGGCUGUGUUCUAAUCUAACUUCUAGUGAAUUCUAUUGAAAACAUGCUACUGCCCUCAGUUAAACCAUAUUUCUUAUUGAUAACUGUGUCAUUUGUUGCAUGUGAAGUAUUUUAAAGUGUCGGAGUAUGUUGGGAUUGUCAGAGACCAUUUUCUGGUUUCUGGUAAAUGUGAUAUUUCUGAUUUGAUUCAAUUGUAAAGUAUGAUACAGUAUUGAGACCGUACUGAAAGUGUUUUUUCCAACAUCUGUUUU